GUGUACUCUCCGUCGUCAUCUUCGUCGUUUUUAGUUGUUCGCGCACAUGAAACUUUACAGACAUAAGCAGCAGUACACAAACUCUACUCGUUCGUCGGUGCCGAUCGGUGUAUUGUUAUUUUGGUUGUGCGCUGCAGCAUUGUUUUCACUGUGUGUGCUCUCGUUUUGCUCAUUUCUUAUUGAAUCGAGUGUUGAUGGUCGUGGCGAUUGGACGUAUAUUAUUGCUGUGAAACGUGUGCUUCUAGAUUGAUUUUGCUGUGCAUUUGAAUUUGACGCAAACGAAUCGUGUAGACCGGAACAAAAACGUUUAAAUUGUGUUUAAUUGACUCUUUUGAUUUUUACUGACUCGCGCGCAAGUUGUAUUCCAUGCGCGAUACGAAAGAGAAAAAAAUCAUACAAAAACCGAAUCACGAAAUAGAACGAAACGAAAUAAAUAAAAGUGCAACGAAAACUAGAAGAUCGGUAUUUCUUAUCGCAAAAGACUGCACUGGAAAAUUAAGAGACAAAAACGAACCGAGUAGCAGCCACGUUUGAAGCCGUUAAAUAUGGAAACGGUUGAAACUAGUGAAAUGUCAAAAUCUGGCUUCCUCGGGAUAUAAGCAAAAAGCCUGUCAAAAAUUAAAUUGAAUCGCAUCGAAGAAUCGCAGUGUCGUCGUGAACGGCACCAAGUGCAGUGGAAAAGGUGAGAGAAAGAGAGAAUAAAGUGACCGCAGCACGAAAAAGACUCACUGACUUCAAGUGUUGGCCUUUGCUAGUGCAGCAUCUCGUUGCGGUUGCUAGUGCCCUCAUCUGGCUGAAAGAUUUUGAGACACUACGAAAAGUAAACGCUUCUCGCUUUUUGGCAAAGAGAAAAUGGGGUUUUCAUCGGGUAAAUCAGCGCAUGAUGCAUUGCUUUCACGACAAGAUGCCGAACUACGAUUGCUCGAGAUAAUGAAACGGUGUUUAUUACAAAAAGUAAAAUGUGAUAAGGAAUACGCAGUCGCUUUGACGGCAGCCGCUCAACUUGGUCUUAAAAUUGAUCGUGCCGACGAUUUGCAAGGAAGCCAAAUAAUGAAAGUAUGGCGUUCGUUUAUGGAAGAAUGGGAACAAACAGCGAAGCAAUUUAAGUCGAAUGCCGAAUUCUUGGAAUCUUUGUGCCAAGAUAAGCUAACACAUUUGUACCAAGAUAAGCGGAAGGCACGUAAAAAUUAUCAAGAAGAACAUCAGAAAAUUGCGACACAUUUCACCAAUAUAUCAGAAGAUGUGACGAGGAAAAAAUGUGAAUACCAAAAACACCUAGAAUAUUACAAACUAUUGCGAUCGAAGUUCGAGGAGCAUUACAUAAAAGCUGGUCGGGGUGGUCGAAAAUUAGACGAUGUUCGUGAUAAAUACCAAAAAGCAUGUCGAAAACUUCAUUUAGCGCAUAACGAAUACGUUUUACUGAUAAGUGAGGCUUCCGAAGUCGAAACGGACUUCCGAACAAUUCUAUUGCCCGGCUUAUUGGAAAAUCAACAAUCCAUACAAGAAGAAUUCGUCAUUGUCUGGAAGAGCAUCUUGCAGGAAACAUCCCAAUAUAGUGAUCUGACUUCAAACUCUUUCCAAGACAUUCAGAGAAGAAUAGAAAGCAGUAUACAAAGUAUUCACCCGGCUGAGGAGUAUCGAGAGUUUACUGAACGGCAUAAAACAUCACCACCAACACCGAUUGUGUUUCAAUUUGAUCAAACGCUUAUAGAAGAUAAAGACACGUUAGGAAAACUUCAACCGAACACACUGACUGUGGAUAAUUUGACAGUUGAUUGGUUACGCAAUAGACUCAUCGAACUCGAGACCUCCGUAAAAGAUUGUCAAGACAAACAAACAAAAGUUCAAUCGGACUACGGCACAAAUGCUUCAAUUUCCAUUCAAUCAACCCUAACAAAUGGAAUCGGACGAAAGGAAAAUAACAAACAUUCGAAAGACGUGGCAAUAUUGCGGUGUCAGGAGAAGCAAAUGCUCAAAAUGGCCGAUUUGAUAAAGACUGCAUUGAAUGACGUUGGUUGUGAAGAGCUUCCGUCUGGAUGUGAUGACAUUUCCGUUGAUCCGAGCUUCAUUGAGAACAAUAUUAGCAACAAUGAUCAGCAACCGAUGUCACAUGCGGCCGCCACGUUUAUUCUGCAAAAAAGUAAUGAAGUGCUGUCAAUGAUCAAAGCAUUCAAGCGAAAAGCAAACAGCAACGCAAACGGUGUAACCACAACACAAAAUGAUGCCUCGAACUCAUCGAUGCCGCAAUCGAAGCGAACAUCAGCGGUAAAUUGCAUGAAAUUGAGUCUGAACGACAACCGUGUGUUAUUGUAUGAUAAUUCUGAUGCUUCUAAUAGUAAUAUUUACACUGAAAUUGAUUUACGCGAUGUUUUGCCUACUACUAAAAACCUUGUAACCGAACCAAGUCCGACAAGUUCAAAUGAAUCCAUAUCAUCCGAUAUUCUACGUCUUCUUUUCAACGACUCAAAUGAUUUGCAACUUACAAAUGAUCAUAAUCAAUCGGAAACAAAUCAAAUCGAUAGCUACGUAAACGAAUCCAUCACAUCUCAAGCAAUCGUUCAAAUGGAAACGAAUGUCAUAAAUGGUAGAGUUGUGACUGAGCAAAACCCAUAUGAAAUUAAUAGUUCUGCGCAGAAUGUCGCCAGUAAAGUUGCAUUGUGUCAACCGUCUGAGCGAACAGAUGAAUUGGCUGAAAGUGCUACGACAAUAUCCGACACAUCGUCCAAAUCGAAUACUUUUUUUGCGAACAUAAGCAAGUCACUGAAAAAUAAGCUGAAACAUAUGGUGAAUGAGGAGGUAGUUUCAGAAGAGUCAUUAUCUGAAACUGUGGCCAAUACUGCUAGUGGGAAUGGGCUAGACAAAGAUGAAAAGGCUAGCCUGAAAAAGCGGUUGAAAUUCAAAUUGAAAACAGGAUUGCAUCUGUUCAAAGAUGCCAAGAUGACCCUAUCAACAAAUCGACCACUGUACGAAGAGGAAUGGUUCCAUGGUGUAUUGCCACGCGAGGAAGUCGUUCGAUUGCUGAAAAAUGAAGGCGAUUUUUUGGUGCGUGAAACAAUUCGAAACGAUGAAAGUCAAAUAGUAUUAAGUGUUUGCUGGAAUGGUCACAAACACUUUAUCGUGCAAACGACCAUUGAUGGUCACUAUCGCUUUGAAGGUCCCGCAUUUCCAAGUAUACAAGAACUGAUUAUGCAUCAACACUUAUCCGAAUUGCCGGUGACUGGUCGUUCGGGUGCCGUACUCAAGCGACCUGUAACUCGCGAAAUUUGGGAGUUAAGCAAUGACGAUGUUGUUUUGUUGGAUAAAAUUGGACGAGGGAAUUUCGGAGAUGUGUACAAGGCUCGUUUGAAAUCGAAUAAAAAUGAGGUUGCCGUGAAAACCUGUCGCAUGACAUUGCCCGAUGAACAAAAGCGUAAAUUUUUGCAAGAGGGCCGCAUCUUAAAACAGUACGAUCAUCCAAAUAUAGUCAAGCUGAUUGGAAUAUGUGUACAAAAGCAACCAAUAAUGAUUGUUAUGGAGCUAGUGCCCGGUGGUUCGUUGCUAAGUUUCUUAAGAAAAAACAGCGCCACAUUGAACACUAAGCAAUUGAUUGGAAUGUGUAGGGAUGCUGCAGCAGGUAUGCGAUAUUUGGAAUCCAAGAACUGCAUCCACCGAGACUUAGCCGCACGCAAUUGCUUGAUAGGAUAUGAGAACAUAGUGAAAAUUUCCGACUUUGGGAUGUCACGAGAGGAAGAAGAAUAUAUUGUAUCCGAUGGAAUGAAACAAAUUCCCAUCAAAUGGACUGCACCAGAAGCGCUAAAUUUCGGAAAGUACACAAGUCUGUGCGACGUUUGGUCGUAUGGAAUAUUAAUGUUCGAGAUUUUUUCCAAAGGUGAUACGCCUUAUGCUGGUAUGAGCAAUUCACGAGCUAGGGAACGAAUCGAUGCUGGUUAUCGGAUGCAGGCUCCAGAAUGUGCAACACCUGAAAUCUACAGACUUAUGCUGAAAUGUUGGGAAUACGAGCCGGAAAGCCGCCCUCACUUUGACGAAAUACACACAAUAGUAGACUCACUAGCAAAUAGUUAAGUCCACCGUCCGUAGAAGAUAAAUAAACUGAUAAAAAAUUAUUGAACAAACCCGCUACUUCAUCUCAAACAUAUAUACAUACAAAUUCUCCAUUUUUAUAAAAAUAAAUAUCAUAAUGAAUCGAAAUUUA
This is a messenger RNA of Sitodiplosis mosellana (orange wheat blossom midge), 4192 nucleotides long. RefSeq names its product tyrosine-protein kinase Fer (gene FER). NCBI's taxonomy places the organism in Eukaryota, Metazoa, Arthropoda, Insecta, Diptera, Cecidomyiidae. The record is from RefSeq and is a predicted model, not a curated record. Gene Ontology annotation, biological process: peptidyl-tyrosine phosphorylation. Gene Ontology annotation, molecular function: non-membrane spanning protein tyrosine kinase activity; ATP binding. The coding region runs from base 853 to 4062 and encodes 1069 amino acids. The transcript is spliced from 14 exons.